Acanthopagrus latus (yellowfin seabream) is the source of this 4312-nucleotide messenger RNA. RefSeq names its product progestin and adipoQ receptor family member VII, b (gene paqr7b). The coding region runs from base 289 to 1347 and encodes 352 amino acids. Gene Ontology annotation, cellular component: plasma membrane. Gene Ontology annotation, molecular function: nuclear steroid receptor activity; steroid binding. Gene Ontology annotation, biological process: response to steroid hormone. Lineage: Eukaryota; Metazoa; Chordata; Actinopteri; Spariformes; Sparidae. The transcript is spliced from 2 exons. The record is from RefSeq and is a predicted model, not a curated record.
GGCCGAUGGGCCAGUCGGCCUCCGUUAUUGGUCAAAGCGAUGUGCGCCGGCGCGCGCAAGAGCGGCGCCGUGUUCGCCGAUUGGCUUAGAGGAGCCGCCCGUCAGGGGACCUGUAUCCUGGCAGCAGCUCCGCCGUGUGAGAGCCGCCUGGCGCUGCUCCCGUCUCGGUUAUCCUUCCACCGUUCACCCCUCCAAACAAUGAUAUCUCUAUUCCGUGCGGCUCUAAACAUCCUUCAUCGACUGAUCUUCUGAACGCUUCGGAUUGAUUCGACCAUCUUACAGUUUGCCAUGGCGACGGUGGUGAUGGAGCAGAUCGGUCGCCUGUUCAUCAACGCCCAGCAGCUGCGUCAGAUCCCUCAGCUCCUGGAGUCGGCCUUCCCCACGCUGCCUUGCACUGUCAAGGUGUCCGAUGUCCCCUGGGUGUUCCAGGAGCGCCACAUCCUCACCGGCUACAGGCAGCCGGACCAAAGCUGGCGCUACUACUUCCUCACCCUCUUCCAAAGGCACAACGAGACCCUCAACGUGUGGACCCAUCUGCUGGCCGCCUUCAUCAUCUUGGUCAAGUGUCAGGAGAUCUCGCAGACUGUCGACUUUUUGCGAGACCCUCAUGCUCAGCCCCUCUUCAUCGUCCUCCUGGCAGCCUUCACCUACCUCUCCUUCAGCGCCCUCGCUCAUCUGCUCUCUGCCAAGUCCGAGCUCUCCUACUACACCUUCUACUUCCUCGACUACGUGGGGGUCUCCGUCUACCAGUAUGGCAGCGCCCUGGCGCACUACUACUACGCCAUAGAGAAAGAGUGGCACUCUAGAGUGCGAGGGCUCUUUUUGCCUGCCGCAGCAUUCUUGGCCUGGCUUACAUGCUUCGGCUGCUGCUACGGCAAAUAUGCGCGGCCCGAGAUGCCCAAGUUAGCCCACAAGCUCUUCCAAGUGGUGCCCUCAGCCUUGGCUUACUGUUUAGACAUAAGCCCUGUGGUUCACCGCAUCUACAGCUGCUACCAGGAGGGCUGCUCCGACCCGGUCGUGGCGUACCAUUUGUACCACGUGCUCUUUUUCUUAGUCGGCGCCUAUUUCUUCUGCUGCCCUCACCCAGAGAGUUGGUUCCCUGGGAGGUGUGACUUCAUCGGGCAGGGCCACCAGCUCUUUCACGUGUUCGUGGUGGUGUGCACCCUGAUGCAGAUCGAAGCGCUGCGAACAGACUUCACGGAGCGCCGUCCCUUCUACGAGCGCCUCCACGGCGACCUCGCACACGACGCCGUUGCACUCUUCAUCUUCACUGCCUGCUGCAGCGCCCUCACAGCCUUUUGUGUGCGCCAGCGUGUACGUGCCUCUCUACACGAGAAGGAGGAGUAAGAUUCGAAAUGAAUGGGGGAAAAAAAAAAAGAAAGUCUAAUUUAUUGUACUCCAUAGUGACCGUUAGUUAAAAAUAAUGGAGAUGUUUUUUUUGUAAAUGAACGUUAUUAGUUUGUGACAGUGACUUGAUUAUUUCUUCUCUAUGUGAUCUGCCAAAACUACAGUCAGCUAAAACAAGCGAUUGAAGGUCUUUUAUAUUUAUUUUUUUAUGAGUUACAACGAUGCAAAGGGAGUCUUAUAAUUUGUCUGUAGCAGUACAGGUAGUGUUCAAACACUAAAAAGCGUCUUCGCAUCUUAGGUGCACUACGCAACUUUUUUUACAUGCCUAUUAACAGACAGAGAGCUAUUAGAGCUAGAUGUACUUUCAAGGUGCAAUAUGUAGGAAUUAUAUUUUAAGUCAUCAAGAAUUUAACUAAUAUUAUGAACAGAAUGUGAAGAAAUAACACAUAUGUCUCUGUGUCUGGGCGACUUUUAAUUGUGUAGCCAAGAUAUCUUCUGAAGCUAGCAUGCUAAGUAGCUAGCCCCUAAUUGCUCUGUUCCACGAGUAAAGACUCCCAUUGGUGCUCCGAGCCUCCUGUCUGGGAGAGUCAGACAACAGGAGUGCUAGCUGCAUGGCUAACUGAGCUAACUAGCUAACAGCAGCUAAAGUUGGCAGCACUUGUAGGUUUCUCUUUGUUCUAAGCAUGAAUUGGUCAGGUGGAUAAAUCUUACAUAUUGCACCUUUAAAGCCAAACGUUUACAUUUUUGUGAAUGAACAAGCGUGUAGUAUGAGAUAUGGCGAGAACAGAAAGAUCAUAGCGGUCCCACAGUUCAAAAAUAUAGGACGACAGAACCAAGCUGUUGCUAAAAAAAGUUACAUAGUGCACUUCUAACUCUAAAGAAAUAUUUUUUUUCUUCUACAAAGAUACUUUCUGACAAGGUGCGGACAAACAGGUUCUUAAGAUGCCUUACAACCAGAUGUAAUUUGAAUGAUCUGACCGAAGCAUUUUCAAACCACGCAAGCAUUUGCUUUUACAAUUUACAGUCCCGCAACAAAUUGUGGUGGUCAGGUACCAAUUGCAAUCCAAUUAAAAUCUGACAAUGUUUUUUCACUCGGAUCUUGCCCCUCUCUUUACGGAUCAAAGCAGGGAUUUCUUUAUUUCAAUUUAACAAGGCACUAACGCUGUGUCACACAAAUGUUUGACCAUAUUUCUGAGAAAGUUGAGAACCCAAUUAGAAAACCAAAUAUUGCAACCUCCUGUUUAAAGAAAAAAAAUAAAUAAAAAGGGAUAUUUUUCUUUGGGUGAUACCAUUCUGUUGAAAUUGUUUUAAAAAUGAGGCUGGCACUCAGUAUUGGUUAAGAGAUGAAUUGAAGAUUACUGAUGUCUCUUUGUUGUUAUGACAAUGUUAAUCUUUUUUUACUCAAAGGGCUGGAACUUCAGCUUUUGCCUUUUUCACAUCCCAUGAUGUCAGUGCUUUUUGCGCGCGUUGUUUUCAUCGUCGGGUCGAUCAGAUGUUGAGUCACAAAAAGCCACGUCUGACUGGUGUUCUGCUUUUGGUAUGUGUUUUUUUUUUUUUGUAUGAUGAAUAUGUAUGUGCCUCUGCGCAUGUCUUUUGGUAUAUGCUGUGGAUAUUAAGUGUGUGAAUGUCUAUGAAAGCUUAGCCUUGCACUCCUUUCUUAUCCUGUAAAUAAGCUGUGUUUCUCGAGACGGUCAUUUGCAUCCCAUUUUCUCCCCACAAAACAGUGUGCAGGACUGACUGCAUCCUUUUUUCCUCUGGCGGAAUACAGCACAUUUCUACUUUGCUGCAUCCUUUCAGAGUGCGUGUCGUGCUCACUGUCCUCCUGCCUAUCAGACUUUAAUAGCCAUGAAUACAUAAUUUCAUACUGCUGCACUGUUACACUGAAGACUCCUUCUGAUUUCCUCUUUUGUCUGAUGACUUUUGUUAUGAGAAACAUCACACGGAUACGGCUCACUGGUAAUGUUGCUUAGGUUUUUAUCUCACAGAAUCUUAAAUGUCAGAACCGAUCCGUAUUCAUUAUAGCGCUCCCCGUUCAUGAUGUUUAAUGUGCCAAUGAAUCUGUUAUUGCUUCAGUGAUGGUACUACUGAGAGAUGAGUUCAGAGACAGAGGGACAGAAGUGACACGUUGGUUUUUAAAUGAUGUCCUGACCUGACUACAAACAUGUGACUGGUGAGAUUUAAAUCCCUGAAUAUGAACCUUCUAACUGUUGGCAUACUUACCUGGUCUCAUCAUGCACUGCCUGAAUCAACACUGUACAUAUACUGUAGCUGACAACACUGGCUAUGUUUACAUGUGUGGAGGUAUCUGCUGUUAAAGUGGUUAUUCUAAUUCUGCGAUGAGUCUUGGAAUAACCUGGGUAAACCGAAGCAAGGCACCUCCCUUCUUGCACAUGGUUAAUAGUUGGCGACAAGACUGGGGCUCUUGUGCACAUGUAGUCCAACAAAAGGCUCAAUUAUAGGCUAAUGAUAUGGCAGAUUGGCAAAUGAAGCCUAUAAGUCUUUCACCAGCCCUGCGUGUGACAGGAGUUUAUUGUCCUGACCAUUAAAAGGACCAAAACUAUUUCUAGUAUUUAUGUUUUGUUGCAAUGCGGAUACUCCCGGAUUGUCUCAGUUGCAUGCCAGUUAAACCUGACUGAGAUCUUAAUUGGAAUAUGGCGUGUGUAAACGUAGCCUCUGAUGCCACCCAAGGUUUCCCUUUAUCACUUCAUGAAAGCAGGGUGAGGGGGACCAGAAUGUCUUCUGCCUCUAAAAAAAAAAAAAUGUGUGUGACUGACUGUACUAAUAUUAUGUGGUAUUUAAGAAAAUAAAGUGUUCAAGUAACUUCAGUUUCUCCUGUUUGUUUUUCACAGGUCAGAGGCCAUAUGGAAGUAAAGAAAGGUCAUAACAAUGUGAAAGUUUUGUGUACCUGAAAAUGUAAUUUGUGUAAUUUAACCAGUGUUGACAUUAAAGUUAUAACAUUAAAAUA